Messenger RNA from Olea europaea var. sylvestris, 2534 nucleotides. RefSeq names its product transcription repressor OFP2-like. Gene Ontology annotation, molecular function: DNA binding. NCBI's taxonomy places the organism in Eukaryota, Viridiplantae, Streptophyta, Magnoliopsida, Lamiales, Oleaceae. Gene Ontology annotation, biological process: negative regulation of DNA-templated transcription. The record is from RefSeq and is a predicted model, not a curated record. The coding region runs from base 1294 to 2412 and encodes 372 amino acids. The transcript has a single exon.
AAAGCACCAGAGGGCCCUUAAUGCAUAAACAAUGAUAUGAAAAAUUGGCAAUCAAAUGUAUAGUUAUCUUAGAGGAGCUGAGAUGUUGAUUACAAAGAACCCGUGAAAUUGAUAUAUCACCAUGCUUAAAACCUACCCAACGAGAGCUAUUCCUUUGGUCUAGAAACGCCACUACAUCUGUGCACUCUGCGCUGGGGCUUCCAAGUUCACCAACCUUUCAAGAAACUAGUUGGAUCCUAGAAAAUCAAUAGAAAUUUCGACAUGCCACCUGAUGUAACCGAAGCGCGUCAGAAGCAUGUCAAAUCAAGUCAAUGGCUUAUACUCAUCGGACACCGACUCGUCCAAAUUUCUUUAGGCUCGCAUCCACUUUGAACUAACCAAAACUCUAUCAAAUUGAUUUCUCAAUCUCAAACACAAACCUUGGCUUAGGCAUCAUAGUGUAGUCAAUCACAUAGUGCUUUCUUUUGUAGAAGUCCAAGCACACUUGCACGUAUCUUCUUUUACUCAUUUAAAAUUUGAUUCCCAUAGUGACAGUAAACAUAGAAAAUCAUAGCAAAUUUCUACGUCAAAAAUGUAAUGAACCGAACAAAAUAACAAAAAAUGAUCUAUAUAUUCCACUUAUUUUUUAUUAAAAAUAAACUAUAACUUAUUCUCAUUUUAUCCAGAUAGAGAGAAAGAGGAAAGACAUUGACAAAGAAUCAUUCUUUUCUCUUUUACUUCCCUUCACAACUAACAUUUAUCUUUCAUCUAUAUAUACUUUUAAGAUUUUGCAGCUAUCCUAUGAUUAUAAAGACUCACCAAUGGCAAUGUAGUGCGUGUGUGUGUGAGAGAGAGACCACACCAGCUAAAUUAUGCAAUAAAGUUGAACAAGCAUAAAAUAGAAUCAGCACAAACCUGUCCUCUUGCUGCCUCCACUUGCAUUGAUGCAGUGUUUCCCCUGGAGGCCCCCAUCAAAGUUUCUUUUAUAUAUGAUUGUCUCCCACCUUCCAAUAUCAAAAUCAACUCUCAGCUUCUUUUUUUCUUUUACUUCCACUAUAAUUAAGGUAUAUGGUAUACAGUGUACUUACAUAGCCAUCUAUUUGUGCAGUAAUCGAAUGAAGGCUAAAUACGAAUGCGAUACUGCACACGGAGAGAGUAACAAGAACCAAUUUGUUUGAGGUUCACUAUAAAACUCCUCCUCCCAUCUCUCUCUAAUCUUCAUUCUCAAACAUAAUAUAGAACUAAAAAGCCUAAGUAUCUGAUUGUCUCAGUUUGUGUGUAUGUGAGAGGGAGAGGGGGGAGAGAUCAUCUUCAAUGGGAAAUUACAGGUUUAGAUUAUCAGAUAUGAUGCCAAAUGCCUGGUUUUACAAGCUCAAAGACAUGAGCAAAACCAGAAACCAUAACACGAUUAACAAAAAGCACCCUUCACCAACGAAAACAGCCCAAAAGCCACAUUUUUCACAACCAAGAAAAUCCUACUACUACACCACAGAAUCCAUCAGAGUCGAAAAACUCUAUACUUCACCAAAGAAUCCAAGACCCUUUGAUCCACCAAGGAAGUCAUCAACGAAAAGAACAAAGAGGAAGACUGUGUACAAGCCUUCUCCAAGACAAAUUAGCCCUUCCGUUUGCAACCAUGAAGAGUCAAUGAACUCAGUCAGGCAUAAGGUCGAACAGUUUCAGGACUAUUUUGAGUGCUCAACUGUCAGUUCCACUGACAAGGAUUUCCUUAAAUCUCCCACAUCUGAAUUUGGUUCUGACACCCUUGAUGCUCCUCCAUCGGUAAAUGGGCUUGCAUCGUGGUCGAGUUCCUGCGGUUGUACUUUCAAUUCUUCGGGUAACGAUAUCGUCAUGGACAUGGAUGAAAAGAUGUCCGCAUUGGAUAUUGAAGAAACGGAUGAAUUAUUCAACAUUAUAUCAGAGCCAAAACUUCCCCCAAUUCUCACAAAACCCACAAAAUUCAACACCAUCACCAUGCAGCCAUUUCCAGAACAAGAUCCUUCCCAGAUCAGAAAUUCUCCUUCGCUCUCCGAUGAAAUCGAAGCUCGUUGUCUUCAGAAACAAACUCCCACAACCCGAAAAUCUACAUCCCGUUCACCACGAGUGAAGAUCCGCGGCGCUUCACCAAGACUAGCAAGCAAGAAAAUCCAAGGGAACCGAAAGAGCGUCUUAAUUAGCAGACGAUCUAAGGCACAACAGAAGAAAAAUGAAUUAUACACAGAGAGUGUUGCAAUUGUGAAGGCGUCAUUUGAUCCUGAAAAAGAUUUCAGGGAAUCUAUGAUGGAAAUGAUAGUGGAAAACAAUAUCCGGGCAUCCAAGGAUUUGGAAAAUCUUCUAGCCUGUUAUCUUUCAUUGAAUCCAGAUGAAUAUCACGAUCUUAUUAUCAAGGCGUUUGAGCAAAUCUGGUUCAACAUCGCUGAAGUUCAGUCAUAAAAUUUUCAGUUUUAUCUGUUCAUGUAAUUCUAUAUUGUAAUUAUCCGUAAGGAGAUAAUAAGAUCUUCCCUAUGCAGUAUUAAAUAUGACUGCUUUGUAAUAUAAUUUUAGCUUCAUUUUCU